AUGUCAUCGACAGCCACGCAGCGUACGUUGCUGCUUGCGCUGAGCGGUGUCUCGCUAGCAGCUCUAUUCAUAUGGUAUUUACGAUCGAAGAAAGGACGUUCAUCGCGACGAGAUGCAUCCAUAGAGGAUGUCAAGCGAAGCACUAGGACAGAGAUUAUUGACAGCUUUACGGAGCGGUCAAUACCCCGCCAUCAGCUGUCGAAUAACGAAAAUCGAAUUAUAAAGACACAAGCUAUUUUGGAACCAUCGCAGCCGUGCGGUGUUGUGUCCAAAACGCCAAACGGCAGUGUCUUACCUGCCAUGACAACUGCACUAGAAAGUGAGCCAGUGUCGAACAUUGACUCAUCAUCGACUCCUCUAAUCAAUGGAAUUGUAAAUGGUCUCCUAGAGGGGUCUCCUAAAGCCUUUGACGAAACAGGCGAUGAGCAACAAUUGAAUCAAAAAGAAGCAGAUAACUCUGCAGUGAACGAAAUCAAAGAAGAAGAACAGGUUUGUAAAAAGGCCGUAGACCUCCAACUGGUGCUGGACGUUUCACACCAGCCCGAGCCGGAGGUGUUUUCGUGGUCAGACGAAAUGGAAAGGAGUUACGUGGAGUCAUGCAAAAAAGACGAAGAAGAACAACGACAGCAAGAGGCGGCUGCUGCUAAUGGAAGUUCUGGAGAUUAUGCAACUAGUGACUCUCCCGGAUUAGCAAGUCAAAAUUCU
Molecule: messenger RNA, 705 nt
Organism: Ostertagia ostertagi
Lineage: Eukaryota; Metazoa; Nematoda; Chromadorea; Rhabditida; Trichostrongylidae
Source: the annotation of a GenBank genome assembly